This is a messenger RNA of Annulohypoxylon maeteangense, 1276 nucleotides long. RefSeq names its product Thioesterase/thiol ester dehydrase-isomerase. NCBI's taxonomy places the organism in Eukaryota, Fungi, Ascomycota, Sordariomycetes, Xylariales, Hypoxylaceae. Gene Ontology annotation, cellular component: peroxisome. The record is from RefSeq and is a predicted model, not a curated record. The coding region runs from base 201 to 1130 and encodes 309 amino acids. The transcript is spliced from 3 exons.
GUCACGAUACUCCACAACAAUGAACCUCGGCUUGGGAAGGGUAAAGAUGGGGCUUCCUAAGACCGGACGCUGUCUUUUGCAUGAGAGCUUCAAUUGACACAUAUCAGGUAAUAGAUCACCAAGUUGUAUAAACCUUAAUACACCAUACUCGUUUAUUUCUUGAACUCUAAACUAUUAAACUAAAUUAAAAUAAAUCGAAAAUGAGCGGUCCAGGAGCUGGUUUCGAAUAUCCUCCCGUCCCGGUAUCGUGGACAAAGCGCGAUGUUUUGCUAUUCGCCAACACAGUAGGCUGUACAUCCGACGAGCUUCACUUCUUAUAUGAGCUCGACCCCAAAUUCGCCGUGUUCCCGACCUACCCGGUUAUCCUCCCUUUCAAGAGGGACCAGCAAGAUGUCAUCGACUUCUACGCCGAGCAGAAGGCCAUUCGAAUCCCUAGCGUUCCCGAAUUCGAUGCGCGACGAGUCGUCGAUGGUCAGCGAUUAGUCCAAUUCCUCAAGCCUCUCCCUACGUCGUCUGCCGGUAGAAAGUUCGAGUCCCGAUCCAAGGUCCUAGGUGUUUACGACAAGGGCCGCCCGGGCUCCGUCGUCGAGAUCCAGCAGGACCUAGUCGACGCCAGCACGGGCGAGGUCUACUCGCGCGCCAUCGGCAGCUCGUUCUAUGUCGGCCAGGGUAACUGGGGCGGUCCCAAGGGACCCGCGACCGAGAACUUCCCUCCUCCUAAGGGCAAGACGCCCGACGUCGUAACCGAGCAUCAGACGACCCCGCAGUCCCCCCUGCUAUACCGCCUCAACGGCGAUUACAACCCUCUGCACGCACACCCGGAGCCGGGCAAGAAGAUGGGUUUCGGCGGCGUCAUCAUCCACGGCCUAUACUCUUUCAACUCGGCUGCUCACACCUUGGUGCAGAAGCUCGGUGGCAGCGACCCUGCCAACAUCAAGGAAUUCGGGGCUCGGUUUGCGAGCCCUGUUAGACCUGGCGACAAGAUUGUUACAUCGGUGUGGAGAACCGGCGAGAAGAAGGGUGAAUGGGAGGAGAUUAGAUUCGAGGUGAAGGUUGAGGGCGGAAAGGUGUGCCUGAGCAACGGAAGAGCGUUGAUGAAGGUUGUAGGAGAAGCUAAGAGCAAGCUGUAAGUGAGAAUAUUGGACAAUUGAGUGUAGUAUUUAAUAGUUCGCGGGUUUAAAAGUUCGAAGCGGUGUGUAAGAUGGAAUUUUGAAAUCGAAUAUCUAGCAUUAGUUGGCUAUCGAAUAUGAUUGAAGCUGUUUAUUAUCGUUAUCGC